UCGAAACCAGGUUACGUCACAGUUUCAUUAUAACGGCAAGGUUUACAAAUAGAUCUAGGUCUAAGAUAGAUCUAGAUCUGAUCUAUUUUUCGAUAGAUCUGCCGCUUGCUUAAAACUGUAUGGACUAUGGAUUCCUCGCAAACGUCUGUUUCUCAAUCACCUAGUCUUUGUUCAACCUCGUCACCCCCAAAAGAUAAUGUAUCCGAUUCUUCCAGCAAAGAGAAGAAGAUAUUGCCUGGACGUAGGCAGCAGAGACAUUCUACCGAAAUCGGCUCUGAGUACCAUAGGUGGUGGGUAGUUCGGAACGCUUUAGGUUUUGAAACAAACGAACACAUAGCCGGCUUACUUCUUGAUGGAUUUCACGGACUUCUGCACCAACUUGUGAAAAUGAGUGGAAUUGAAACAUACCAGCCUCAGGCACACAAGGCAUCAAAGGCGUAUGGGGAGCCACAGGAUAUUUUUAUGGACAAGCCACCGUCCUCCUUUCAGAGCCCAUUCUCUGCCUCUCCACCUGGUGUGAUAGAAGACAUGGAAGAGUUCAUUGAAUAUAAAGAUGCCAUUACUUACUACUGUGACAGAUUGUGGAAGGUCUAUGGGCAACAUGAAAACAGGCUACAGGAUCUGAAGAUAGAAAGUCAGCCGAUCCAAGACUUCCUGCUCAAGUUAUUGUCUUAUCUGAGAACUGCAAAAGGUAAAAGUUACUGCCUGGGUCACAAGAAAAAGAGGCUUAAAACUUCAAGUACAACAUCAAAAACAAUGGGAGACUUGGCCUCGGAGAAAAUUCCGACUUCCACUGUCUUACCAUCUUCAUCUGUCCCAGACAUUUCCCCAAAACAGACCUCCAGUCUCACAUUACUGUCCACUCCUAGCAGUCAGGGACUGAAUCACUCAGACUGGUUGCAAGGUCAGCUUGUACAAAGUCCACAAACGAAAACUUAUCAAUUAAAGUCUAUUUCUUUGAAGGAUAUUGAACCAGAUGUGGAACCUUCUCACCCAGGUGUCUUGGAAGAAAGUAAAGAGGCUGUUGUUAGUGACACCUGGAAUGCCCAAGAUACAGUUUCUAACGGAUCGGAAGAAAUUAUUUCUUGCUUAAACAGUUCAAAGGAGAAACAAAAUAAUUCUUUAAAUUUAAAAGAGGGGACGGUUAUAGGUUUCUUAAAAUUUAAGGAUAAAAAUUUGUGUACUAAAGAAGAUAGCAUGGACAAAUUGUUGACAAAUUGUGUUAGUGAAAAAGUGAAACAAAUGGAAGAACAAAAAAAUGAUCCCACAAAUAAAGUUAGUGAAGAUAAUAUUUGCCAAUUUAAUGAUUGGGAAAACAUUCAACCAGGUUAUAAUCAAAUUCCAUAUCAAACUUGUAAGUCAAACUUACUGAAGCGUCACAUGGAGAAUAUGUCUCCCGAUUCCUCAUGGAACUUGUCUGAUAAACAAAAGUCAGAAAAUGACUCAAAUGACUCAGAUUUAAGCAACUAUGAAGCCAUCGCUACAAGGCCUCAGUAUGACGACGAAUAUUUAAAGUCACUUCUGAACAAACCAUCAACACUAGAGUGUGAUAGCGAUAACACUCAAAAUCAGCAUCUUUGUCAACCUCAGAAUGACUCCAUGAACCUGAAUACAAGAAAAGUUAAUAGUAAAAAGCCAGAGGUUUUACAAGAUAAGUUCAUGGGGACAAACACAAGCUCUGAUAAAGAUGAGAAAAGCCGCCCUGCAGAUGAUGACUUGACUCUUAACAGCAAAAUGCCUUCUCUAGAUUAUCUCCCAGCUUUUUCUAUUGACUUACAGACUCAGACAGUCAGCAGUACAAAAGUGCAUCCCAAGACCAAAUUUUCAAAGUGCAACACUAAUGCAACAUCCUCUGUGGGGACAAAUACUUCUGAUAUCAAGUUGAAUUCUCAAGCCUCUAAGAGUCAGCUUUGUUUCAGCCUUAGUGUUGGUGAUCCAGGCUGCAAACCAAUCCAGAGUUGCAAGAGAAGAGAGAUCAAUAUACAUCCAGUAAUGCCUGGAUCUAAGGAUUCCUUGCAAGGGGCCUCACCCCCACUAGGCACUCCUGUCAUAUUCUAUCCUGCUCAUAGCUUUUCCUCAGCGGAUAGCUCCUUGGCAUCCCUGUCCAGUCUUGUUCAAAACAUUGUCUGUAAUUCUCAUGGUGCUAUCUUAAAGCCACUGACAUUAUCGCCAGUCACCACAUCGAGCACCUCUUUCAGCUCAGCCCCAACAUCUGCAGACAGCAGCUCUUUACACAGAUCUGUCUCUGCAGCCUUGCCAGUUUUAUCCAGCCAGCUCAAUUCAGGAAAGCCUACACUGGUCCCUUUUUACAUCAAUCAUGUUAACUCUUUUAGUGAGUUUGCUAAAUUCCAAAAUGUGCCAGUGGCACCAAGCCAUCGUCCUUUUAAUGCUUCUAUGCCUAAGCCAAUUAAACCAUAUAUGCCACCCUCACAGUUAAGACAGCAAAAGCCAUUUUCCCAGAUUCAUUCAACAGUUAUCACAGGCCAUAAAAAUACUUUGGUACCUGGCACAUUCUCUAGUUCAUCGCCUUUUCAGAACUACAUACCUUCAUCAGUACCUGAUCAUUUCACAAAUAUCUAUGAUGCCAACAAAUGCCAUGAUCAACAUGUAUUAAACUCAUCCUUGAUGUCACCCUAUGUUGAAACUCAAGUAAACCCACCAAAUCAUACCUUAAAUGCUUACAAUAAUAAUAUAUUUCUAGAUAAGCCUUUGCUAAAUCCAGUGACCAAAGCAUCCAUAUUUCAAAAUCAGCUAGUUUACUCUAGUCAUCACUAUGCAUCAGCCAGUCCUGAAACUCCAGUGCUAGCACCCACUGUAACUAACUUUAGAUCCUCUGAUGCAGAACAUUUUAAACCAGUUCCUAAACAGCCACAGAAAAAGAUUCUAACUUCCCUUUUGUCUAGUAGGAAAGUAGAUUACAAUGGUAGUUGUAUCACAAAACCAAAGGCCAGGAAUGCUUCUGUUGGCCAGACCAUCAAAGCUUCACCUCAUGAUAGUGGUCAUUCUUUGACAAAAUUGACAUCUCUUUCUACCAGUUGUGCUAAUAUAUCAGAGUCUGCACCUCAAACGGGGUGCACUCUGACUAAUAUAUCAGAGGCUGCACCUCAAGCGGGGUGCACUCUGACUACUCCGAUUUCAGUGUCAAGUGGAGCUAAAAAGCGGCGUGACAAAAGUCGCUCCAGGCGUCUGGUGUGCUCAACGUGUGACCUGCUGUUUUAUUCUGGCACUGAUCUUCUGGUUCACAGGUAUGAGCAGCACAGCCAUGUGUGUGGAGAAUGUGAUGGCAGGUUUCUCUCCGUAGCCAGGCUUAAACAGCAUAAAGAAUCAGAUCAUCCAUCUAUGAUGAGAUGCUCUCAUUGCCGAUUUCAUACGUUUAGCAAGCAAGGAUUACUAGAACAUCAAAGGCAGGAACAUGACAGUGAGAUGGAUCCAGCAGGAGGCAGUAAGACUGAACAUAAAGGCAACACGUCCCUUACAAGUAAUGAAACUGUUGACUCUCAUUCGAAACAAGGGCAGCAAGUGGAUAAUGACCAAAACCUAAGAGACAGUAAUCAGUCUAUAUCUCUUGAUACAAAGAAAUGUGAUGAAAACAUUUGUAAUCAAAACACAAUCUUCAAGCAUUCGAAGGCUUUGAAAGAUACAGACAAUCCUUUAGUUUCAAAGAGUGGAAUGCAGAGAAAUGAAAGUCUACCAGUAUUUCCAACAUUUAGUAAGGAAGUGGUUAAACAGACCUCUCCUAUUAGAUCAGUGAAUCCCAUGUAUUGCCAGGUAAGUCAACACUGUCACCUAGACUUAGUUCAUUCUGUAGACCAGCAGUGCUCCGAGUCGGAUGAGCCAAAGCUGAUCAUUGAUACUGACAUGUGCAACAGCUGUACAGAAACUGUGUGUGAACCUGCAAUUGAUUGUACAGAUACAUCAACCUUAUCACAAAACUCAAACAUAGUUAGUCCUGAAAAUUAUAGUUUUGGCAUGCCCAAAAGGAAGAUAUUCAAAAGGUUUUUGUCUCUAGCAGAGAGAAAAAAUCAAUGCAGAUUAAACAGGUUUAGGGGAGGUAAAGCCGAUGUAACUAAAAGGCAUUUAAGAAAUCACACCAGAACUAGCGAAGAAAUGAAAGAGAUAUUUAAUGACAAAAAUAUUAGCAAUCCAAUGCCAAAUGAACCAAUAGAUUUAUCUCUACCUAAUGCUUUAAGAGAAAAACUGGUUAUGAAAAUCAGCUUCGAAAAAAAUGCUAAUCAUGUGGGUGAUCAAAAAACUAGGAGUAUAAAUAAAUUGAAAAGAAAAAAACAUGACCAAGACUCACCUAUUAGUAAUGAUAGCAUCAAGUCUGAAGACAACAAGCCUAACAAUGAACAGUUUGAUGGUAAGUGUCAAGUGUCCACAUCUGGAAUAAGUUCCAGUAAUGACUUCCCAGCUGAUAAAGACUGCCCUAAAGUUACAAAUCAUAGACUUUUUGGAACUAAAUUGGUUGAUCAAGUACCUAUUGAUAUCCCAAUGGUUUCUCAGCCUGGGACUGAAUUUAUCAAAGAGACAUUGUCCCUAGGCCCACUUACCUUAGAACCACUGGCGAAAGAAGAAAAGUUUCUUUCUUUGCGUGACAGACAUGUUAUGAGCUCAUUGCCCCCAAAGAAAAGAAGAUUAAGGAAAUCUUCACGCACAACAAAGUAUGAUAGCACUCAAUUAGCUGAGAGUCAGACAAGAGAGCGCAGUGGCGAUAGAUUUAUUAACAAAAACUGUAAUAAUGCUCAAGAAAGCCUAGUUAAGCAGACAGCCCUGGAGAUAUCUGAAGAUUUUUUGGAAACAAGUUCUAUUAAUCGGCAUCUCUGUCCUGUGUCACGGUGUGGUGCCACUUUCUCACGAAAAUGGAAUCUUGAUGGGCACAUAAGCAAAGUUCAUACAAAGCUGUCCAAUAUAUCCUGUUCCUUACCAGGAUGUCCAAAGACAUUUUCUACUAAAAGAGAUCUACGGCAGCACAUAACCAUGGACCAUAAAGGAAAAACCAGGAAAUAUAAAUGUAGUUGGCCUGAAUGUACUAAAAGUUUUUUUGCACGUACUCAUUUGCGUAUACACAACUUAACACACACUGGAGAAAAACCUGUUGCUUGUGACAUUUGUGACUAUAGGUGUCGUCAGCGAACAGCAUUAAUGUGGCACAUGAGAAAACAUGGGAUUAGUCAGAAAGAUCUUUAAUACUGAUGUGUGUAUUUAGAUUUUUUUGGUCUGACGAGAAUUUGUUAAAAAAAUGCUCCAUUUUAUUUUGCAUGUUGAUAUUUUAUGUUACCCUAUUUUAUUCCUCUUGCCAUAAAAAAAAACAACUAAUUAUACUUUUAGCCAUGUAUCAAUGAAUAUAUAACUUCUUUUAAAGUGUCUUCUUUUGUCAAACCCUAAAUUUGAGUUUUAACCCAUACUCUUUGAAAUACUGUAUAUCAUUCUAUAUUUCAUCUUUGCCAUACAAAUGUUUCUUGGUUGCUUUGACAAAAUAAUUGUCAUAACACAUGUACUAUUUUCUAUGUAUAGUAUCUUGUGUGAUAAUUGGAAUAAUGUCAACUGUUUUACACUGUUCAUUAUUGAGUAUUGAUUGCAUGUGCCUGACUAUAUUGUUGAUUAUUGCUGUUUUUAUUGUUUACAUUUUGACUUCACAUGAAAGGAAGUCUUGUGGAUUUUUAAGCAUGUUUUCAUUUAAUAAAUUAUUGAUACAUA
This is a messenger RNA of Biomphalaria glabrata, 5697 nucleotides long. RefSeq lists its product as uncharacterized. The record is from RefSeq and is a predicted model, not a curated record. Gene Ontology annotation, molecular function: RNA polymerase II cis-regulatory region sequence-specific DNA binding; DNA-binding transcription factor activity, RNA polymerase II-specific. Lineage: Eukaryota; Metazoa; Mollusca; Gastropoda; Planorbidae. Gene Ontology annotation, biological process: regulation of DNA-templated transcription. Bases 127 to 5187 code for a protein of 1686 amino acids. The transcript is spliced from 6 exons.